AAUGGCGACCGCUCCCCCCGCAUUAUCGUCGCAUGAGCGAACUCGUGUGGAGGACUAUUUAAAUGAUAAAAUCCAGGUCUCUGGCGACUUUGAAAGCCUCGACUCGUUGCUGUCUAGCUUGCGGGCCCAACAUGAUCUCCAGCGGAAACAGCUAGCUGAAGCCCAGGAGGCCCUGUCAAACGCUACGAAAGCCUCGAACGAACACACCGAAGCGACCCGGAAGCGAGCCGAAGCCUUCAAGGCCCAACAAGCGGAUAUCGAUAGGCGCCUUAAAGCUAUUACGCGGUCGGAUGCCAGUGAUCAGGCAGCACAGCGCUUUGAGGAGAGCAUCCAAAAACUUCGGAAACUGGAGAUUUCGAAAGGCUAUGUGGCCCUGCUGCAGGAGGCGGAGAAAUUGAGCAAGGAUGCGCUGGGGAAUAUACGGUCUGAGCCACGGUUGGCUAUACCGCCGUAUAUUCGAUUGCAAGGCAUUGUCGGGUCGUUGAACGAGGCCCAGCCUGCGGCGGAGGGAGCCGCGCCUCAUCUGGUCAAUUAUGUUGGCAAGUUAGCGUCUGCGCUCCGAGAACAGAUGAAGACCGAUUUUACCAAGCGACUCCAAGGGACUUUGGAACAGAUGAAGUGGCCCUCGAAAGAAUUGCACUUCCCGGACGAUCUCCACGUUCAAUGGAAGGAAAAUGUCGAAUUGCUCCUUGAGCUCCAAAUACCGGAACUCAAAGCACGCGAUUUCUUUGCAAACAACAAGAGUGUUGAACCUCCGAUACUGUGGCCAUUGGAGGUGAUGGUACAUCCUCUGGAGCUGCGGUUUAAGUAUCAUUUCAGUGGAGACAAGCCAACGAAUAGAUUAGACAAGCCGGAGUUCUUUAUGGCUCAUGUCACGGACUUGAUCAACAACUUUGGCAGUUUCUUCGCUACAUAUCUCCAGCCUAUAUUUGAUGAGAAAGCACACGACACUGGUUCUGAAUUAGAAUGGAACUUCUACAAUGCAUCCCAUGCCUACAUCACGGCUCUGUUGCCCAUGUUGCAGCAGAAGAUGUCAGCCUUCCUCCCGCAGAUCUCUAACCACCCGCAGUUGCUCAGUCACUUCAUGCAUGAGGUUAUGAAUUUUGACGAGGAAAUCCGCGAGUCGUGGAACUACCUGCCCGAUCCUUAUACAGAAGACAACUGGAAGGGGAUGACGUGGUAUGUCCUGACUAAAGAAGGCUGGUUUGACCGCUGGCUCCAAGUCGAAAAGGAUUUUGCGUUGGCUCGUUACAAGGAGAUCGUCGAAGCCCCGGGGAGCGGGGAGAUCGACUAUGAAGGCGUUGAACUUACUUCGACCAAGCCGACUAAGGCAGCAAUUCGUGUGAAUGACCUCCUCGAGACGAUCACUGAGCGUUAUCAGCCCUUGUCAUCAUUCAGUCAGAAACUGCGAUUUCUCAUCGACAUCCAGAUUACGAUCUUUGACCAAUUCCACGACCGCCUGCAAUCGGCCCUGGAAGCUUAUCUCGCGAUGACCUCUACGAUCGGUCGCACCGUGCAGGGCGCGGACGGCCAAGCCAUAGAAGGUGUUGGGGGAUUGGAGCGGCUCUGCCGCGUUUUCGGUAGCGCAGAAUACCUGGAAAAGAAGAUGGAAGACUGGAGCAACGAGGUGUUUUUCGUUGAGCUUUGGUCGGAGCUGCAGGAGCGUGUCCGACAGAACAAAGACAACGGACAGAACGUGGCCGGUUCCAUGUCCGUCGCCGACGUUGCCUCGCGGACCUCGCAAGCGGUGAACGGCAACAACACUGCUCAAGGUGUAACCCCCGAGGGAGCUCUGUUCGACGAGACUGCCUCCGCGUAUCGCAGUCUCCGCCUCCGGUCCGAAACUAUCAUCACCUCGACGCUCACAUCCAAUGCUCGCGGGGCCCUCAAACAAUACUCGCGCGUUUCCACCUGGGCGACUAUCUCGGGCGCGGCAACGGGGCUUCUCCCACCCACUGCCGACCUCGCGCCAGCGCUGCACACACUCUCCGUCGAAGUAUCCUUCCUCUCCCGUGCGCUGGGUGUUGCCCCCCUGCGCCGGAUCACCCGCCAAGUGCUCUUAUCUAUCCAGACACACCUCUGGAGUAACAUUCUCAUGCGCAACACUUUCUCCGCCGCGGGGGCGGCCCAGCUCAUCAGCGAUGUGGACCACCUCUGCAAGACAAUUGAUACAUCUCUUGGAGCGGCAGGCCAACAGGGCGGCUCUGCCAAAACGCUCCGGAAAUUGAGCGAAGGUCUCCUCUUGCUCGGGCUGGACAGCACUACCCAGUCAACCGGCGACGCGUCCAACCCCGAAACGGACGGGGAUGACAGCGCACAGCGGGGUCUGUGGGAGGUGGAGAAGCGGCUCUUCAAAGACAAUGAAAGUGCGCGAGACGUACUGGCUGAGAUGGGCAUUGAAACUCUGAUGGAGGCAGAGGCCAGAAGUGUGCUCGAGAGGAGAGCCGAGAUUGGAAAUUAGACAUCUACUGACGUGCCAACGUGCAUCUCGUAUGUUUAUUUUACUUUUUAAUUGGCGAUCUCUAUAAUUCAUCCGUUUUGAAGCAUUUACUUGGGCUCUCCAUAUCACUAAUGGUUUAAUUGGGUUUUGCUUAGUUGUUGGUCUAUCUUAUACAUUUUUACCUCAUGCUAA
Aspergillus candidus is the source of this 2632-nucleotide messenger RNA. RefSeq names its product RINT-1 family protein. Gene Ontology annotation, cellular component: Dsl1/NZR complex. Gene Ontology annotation, biological process: regulation of ER to Golgi vesicle-mediated transport; retrograde vesicle-mediated transport, Golgi to endoplasmic reticulum; endoplasmic reticulum to Golgi vesicle-mediated transport. NCBI's taxonomy places the organism in Eukaryota, Fungi, Ascomycota, Eurotiomycetes, Eurotiales, Aspergillaceae. The annotation marks the transcript as partial. The record is from RefSeq and is a predicted model, not a curated record. The transcript has 5 exons.